Molecule: messenger RNA, 1198 nt
Organism: Owenia fusiformis
Lineage: Eukaryota; Metazoa; Annelida; Polychaeta; Sabellida; Oweniidae
Source: the annotation of a GenBank genome assembly
AAAUACUCACUAAUGUUGGAUGUUCUAGAGGGACUCAGAUAUUUACAACACAGCUUUCUUAAGUGGCAUGGGAAUUUAAAAAGCUCCAACUGCCUUGUUGAUACUAGAUUUGUCGUCAAAUUAUCUGAUCAUGGUUUGGCUGAUUGGCGCAACAUACGAGACGAAAAGAAUGAAGACCUUCUCUAUAAGAGUCCAGAAGAGCUUUUUGACGAAAGAUCUGGUUUUAUAAAUAAGAAAGCAUCUGAUGUGUAUAGCUUUGGAAUACUAGCACAAGAGAUUGUUAACAGAAGAGGAACAUGGUAUCUCAAAACCGAGAUGGACGUUGAGGAUAUUCUAAAAUUAUUGAGGGACCCCAUGAUGUGUCACAAAAUAAGACCAGAUUUUGAUGAAGAUGUCUGCCCUCCUGCGCUAAAGGAAGUAAUAGGAAACUGUUGGAGUCACAUAGUUGAGAAGAGACCAUCAGUGGACGAAAUCAGUACUUGUAUAAGGAAAAUAGCAUGUAAUGGUAAGAAAGAUCUCAACAUUAUGGACAACUUACUCAACCGAAUGGAACAAUACGCCAACAAUCUCGAAUCUCUGGUAGAGGAACGUACUGGGCAAUACCUAGACGAAAAGAAACGAGUAGAGGACCUCCUAUAUCGGUUACUCCCCAGAUCUGUUGCAAAGCAGCUACAGACAAAAGGAUUUGUGGAACCAGAAUCGUAUGAUUCGGUAUCCAUCUAUUUCUCGGAUAUUGUGGGUUUCACAUCCAUAUCGGCAUCUAGCACUCCACUAGAGAUUGUAAAUUUUCUGAACGAACUGUACACAGUGUUUGAUGCUAUCAUCGAGCAUUUCGAUGUAUAUAAGGUGGAGACUAUUGGAGAUGCGUACAUGGUUGUAUCUGGCUUGCCGAAUCGUAUCUCGCACAAUGCUCAAGAGAUUUGCCACAUGGCUAUUGCCCUACUCAACAUUUCAAAGACAUUUCAAAUCAAACAUAAACCUGAUGAAAAGUUUAGAAUAAGAAUUGGAAUACACACAGGUCAUUGUGCCGUUGGCGUUGUCGGUUUGAAAAUGCCAAGAUACUGUCUGUUUGGGGACACCGUCAACACAGCGUCCAGGAUGGAGUCCACUGGAGAAGCCAUGAAAAUUCAUAUCAGCUCCGAAACAAAAGAACGCAUCGAAGCUGAUUCUCUGUUCAUCACAGAACUUCGGAGCAAAG